UUAAGGCGUGGCCAGCGCGAAAAAUGGGGAGCAAAUGGUUUGGCGCCUCUGAGCCAGAUUGCUCAGCGAGGCAGCGUGAACACGCAAAAAAAUUUUCUGCCUUUAUUUCGCCCCAGGCAUCAGCGCAAACGAUUGGCUCCCUGCCCUAUGCGUGUGCUGAUGUCGAUUCUGGAGCAAGCCAGGCGGUGCCGCUGGAUUUUUGGACCCCUGCGCGUUCCACUAGCCGCUUGUCCGCCUAUCGCUGGGCGCGCUGCCCCGCCUGAUGUUUUCUCGCACCAGCCAAGCAGCCCAGUCUUUGCGCAUAUUUUUCCUUUUGGCGGCGGCCCUUUGGCUAAGCGGGCGGUGCCAACCACUGCUGCAGGCCUUGGCAGUCCUGUUUCAAGCGUGCGCCGGAGGAUUGCUGUAAGCGGCAGCUGUGUUUUGGACUGUCCGGAAAGCGGAAGAGGGAGUUUCAGUGCUUGUUUUUACUGCUGCUGCAGAGGCUGGGCUUUUUCUUCCAAGCCCUCACCCUUCCCCGCCGCCGCUGCUUGCUGCUACUAUGUCCGCUCGGGCGGCUUCCCAACCAUUUUCUGCCAUCAGAGCCUGAUUGCUGCCUGCUAUUUUUUGCGGCUCUCCUGUGACGCUGGCCCUCCAAUGCCUAAGCCGCUGCCGUGGGCUGCUGCCAUGGCCAGGCAUGGCGCACUGCGAGGACUACGAGCAUUAUCGCAGUGCCUCCGGCCUGCACAAAAACAGCAGCAUGCGGCUGUCACCAGACAAUCCAAUGUUUGGUAUCCGCUACCAUGGAGCAUUCGCCAUGUCGGCAAGCCUGCGAAUUGCCGGUCGGGAUGCAUGCACGGCGGGGAACGCUUGUUCGAUGUGGUCGCUGGAUAGCGACACGUACUGCUCACUAAAUACGGCAAGCAAAAGAGCAAAGGACUACUCGCCAUUCCAUAUAGCUGCCAACAUUGGUUCCGGCAUGAUGGCUGGUCGCAUCAUCGCAGAGCACCUCGGUAGCACGCAGCAUGCUUACGUUCAGGGUACGCCAAGCAUCUGGCACUUGUGUCGUGAUAAGGGAGUAUGA
Linderina pennispora is the source of this 1060-nucleotide messenger RNA. RefSeq lists its product as uncharacterized. The annotation marks the transcript as partial. The transcript has a single exon. The record is from RefSeq and is a predicted model, not a curated record. NCBI's taxonomy places the organism in Eukaryota, Fungi, Kickxellomycota, Kickxellomycetes, Kickxellales, Kickxellaceae.